GGCUGUGUGAUCAAAUUGAUCAAUCCGAGCGGCAGCGGCGCGCAAAAACGCGCGCUCCGGGCCGCAUGACUCCGAUACUCAUCCUCCACCGCGCUGCGGCAGCGUGACCGCGACGUCUAGAGGCUGCCCCACACCAUGCGAGUGCUCCUCCUCCUCGUCAUCACCGCAUCGUAUGCGGUAAAACCGAAGCGCUCGCCCGAAGAGAUCGCAGAUAUGCAGAGACAGCAACGGUGCGCCCACCAGGAGACGCGCUGGCUGUUUGUGAGAGGCUUACAUCAUAGUGGCACGACACUCAUGAGAACCUUGCUGGCAGCCCACAAGGAUGUGGGCGAAGUCAAGACACCGGGACCAGGUGGAGAGGGCCAGCACGCCCAGGACGUCUUUCCCAUCGUGUCGAAGCGUGGUAAUGAAUGUGACGACACGUACCGGUGCGGUUCAUUUGUUGGCCCCGAGAUGAGUAGGGAAAAACUUUGCGGGGGUUGGAUACGAUACGCCACAAACAAGGACGCUCCGAUCCUCCUGGAGAAGACGCCGGAUCUGAUGGUGCCAUUUUUAGGCCGUUAUUGGGGCGAAAUUGCUUCACUGGCGGUCGUGGUGAGGCAUCCACUCAUGUGGCACUACCUGAGACCUAUACGAUGGCACAAUCACCAGUUCCACUGCCGGAAUGAAGGAAGACCGUUUCUUAGACCUCAGAGAUGUGCCGCGUUAUGGCUAGGUUUACAUACGCAGCUGCUCCAGGACGUCACUAACAAUGCCUGGACGGGCUCCUGGGCCUUGUUGAGAUAUGAAGGGUUGUCCCACUCAGCGUUGACGGAUGCUGCUGAAAUCCUGAACGUGAACUCGUCUCGAUUCACGUCAGAACCAUCAAUUGACGACACGCGGGUCUGGGCCACCAACACGACCUGGGGGGACAGCCCCUUCGCGAGCGGGGCGUGUCAGGCCGUCUCAACAACUAUUCUACAGUACUUCGGCUACGACCUCGCGCAACCGAAGAAGUCGCGCGUCAACUUAGUGAUGUAUGACGUCGACCACGACGACGCGACGACGGCGGCGAAAGCUCUCACGGAGUUCGUGGCCUCUUCACAAUUCUCAGAGUGCCUCCGCCACGGCGGGCGCGGCGACGCCGCGCACGGCGCGCUUGUCGCUGCAGAACCAACAUCUAGCACGAGCACCGGAGCGAAGGAAGACCUCGACCUCGCCAAGGUCGUGCGGCGCAUGAGUCGAGACGGCUUCACGAAGCACAGGAACGCCCACGGGUCGUACUACGUGAAGCCGGGCGAUUCGCAGCGGUACCGGUCGCGCGUGGAGGUCGCGCGGCGCUUCUACCCCGAGCUGUUUGGCGGCACGGCCCCUGCGCCGCCGCCGCCCCCGGCGCCUGUACAGGCGCCGCGCCCCGUCUCGGACAAUGCCUUGUUCGGCGGCGGCCGCCUCUGCUUGGACAGAUGCGCCGGGAAGCAGGGCCCCUGCGCGUUCUGCGGCGCCGGGGCUUGCUGCCGCAAGAAUGACGGAAACGCGCCGGUCGCGUGCGCUUCCGGAAUUUUGGGCUGCCUCGACGACGCGUGCUGCGUGGGGCCCUUCGGUAUUGGUUUGCCGGACGCGGCGGCUUCUAUGAAACUCGUCGCGGCGAAGAAGGCGUGGGACGCUGGCGGCGAGGCGGACGCGUUCGCGCGGGCGAAGGUGAAGGUGCUUGCUGGGUCUUAAGGGUG
Molecule: messenger RNA, 1706 nt
Organism: Pelagomonas calceolata
Lineage: Eukaryota; Pelagophyceae; Pelagomonadales; Pelagomonadaceae
Source: the annotation of a GenBank genome assembly